Messenger RNA from Sphaeramia orbicularis (orbiculate cardinalfish), 1278 nucleotides. Its product is annotated as nuclear inhibitor of protein phosphatase 1-like. Lineage: Eukaryota; Metazoa; Chordata; Actinopteri; Kurtiformes; Apogonidae. Bases 2 to 1045 code for a protein of 347 amino acids. Gene Ontology annotation, molecular function: protein binding. The record is from RefSeq and is a predicted model, not a curated record. The transcript is spliced from 7 exons.
GAUGGCAGCAAAAGCAAACAGCAGCACACCUACUUUUGACUGUCCGACGUGGGCAGGGAAGCCUCCCGCUGGACUUCACCUGGAUGUGGUGAAAGGAGACAAGCUGGUGGAGAAACUGAUCAUCGAUGAAAAGAAAUACUACCUGUUUGGGAGAAAUCCAGAUGUGUGUGACUUCACCGUAGACCACCAGUCCUGCUCCCGGAUUCACUCCGCCCUGGUUUACCACAAACGCCUGAGGAGGGUCUUCAUCAUAGACCUGAACAGCACACAUGGGACUUUCCUUGGUCGAAUACGCCUGGAACCACACAAGCCCCAGCAGGUUCCAUUAGACUCCACCAUGUCGUUCGGAGCAUCCACGCGGGUCUACAUUCUUAGGGAAAAACCUCAGUCCCAAGGCUGCGCCGUACCAGGGGAGAUGAAGACAGGGAAGGAUGAAGAGCUGAAAGGCCUGCUGGGAUUGCCUGAAGCAGAGAUGGAGUUAGACAAUCUGACUGAAUUCAACACCGCCCACAACAAGCGCCUCUCUACCCUCACCAUCGAGGAAGGUGACCUGGACAUCCAUAGACCCAAGAGGAGGAGGAGGAGAAGGAGGAGGAGCUCCCGUGUGUCCUUCAGUGAUGAAGAGGAAGUCAUCAAUCCAGAGGAUGUUGACCCCUUCGUCGGACGCUUCAGGAAUCUGAUUCAGGCUGCAGUUGUUCCAGUAAAGAAGCAUGACAUCACCAGCUCACUGGGUCUGGAUGCUGCUGUAUGGAGGAGGCCAAGCCCGUCUGUCAGUGGAAGUCUGUAUGGAGACCUUCCUCUGACUGGACCUGGGGGUUCAACUCCCCCUACUCCACCGCAGGCAGCAGCAUCCAUCACCGGACCUCUACCUCUGAAGCUCCCCAAGGUGAAUGUGAGCCCGACCUCAACACAGACCCCUGUCACCCUGAACCGUGGACCUGCACCAGGAUCCUGCACCGUGGAGCCUCUUGAUGAACCACACAAAAAAAAGUAUGCCAAAGAGGCCUGGCCAGAGAAGAAACCCACCUUCUCACUGCUCAUAUAGAAAACCCUCAGGUGAUGCACACAGUGUGAAUCCAGUCCACUUAAGCCACGUUCACACUGUCAGCCUUAGCUCUCAGUCCUGAUUUACUCCCAAAGCUGAUUCUUCUUUUUUUCAGCUGUUCAUGCUUGUUUCAGUAUUACUUCAAUGUAGGUGUCCUCCAUACCAGAACACAUUUUACCUCCUCAUGUUUUCAGUGUUAGCCUGCCAUGAAUAUACACAUCAGAGUCAUAUUG